AAUCUCUCGUCAUUAUCUCUCUUCGUCGUGCGUGUUUCUCACUCUCACUCUCACUCUCUCUCUCUCUCUCUCUUUCUCUCUCUCCUUCUCUCUCUCUCUCUCUCUCUUUCUCUAUCUAUCUAUUUCUAUCCUCUUUUCUAUCUAUCUUAAUUUAUCUUAUUAGUCUACGUUAAAAAUAUUUUUCUCUCCUUUGUCUUCCUUCCCUUCUUUUUCUAUUUCUAUUUCUAUUUCUUAUUCUUCUUCUUCUUCUUCGUCCUCCUUAUCUUCUACUUCCAACGUAGGAUAAAAAUCUUGAAGGCGAAGAUCGAAAGAAGUCCGUCGUCAUGGCGCAUCGAAGCGAAUCCUUCAAAGCACUCUGUCUAUUGUGGUGUGUCUUGGGCAACGUGUUCAGUGUUCCUACUCCAACCACAUCGCCCUUAAAAGUGGAAGAUCACAGGUAUACGACACGUAGGAUACCGAAGACUAUAGUCGAUUUGCCAACUCAAAGAACCAGAUUGCCAAUUACCCCAAUGAAUUUGGAGACAAAGACGUCGACUACGUCGAUACCGAUGACGACACACCACAGAUCCAUAUCCGGAGAGAAUCCGAUUUAUCGUUUGAACGGAGCUAAUGGACAAGCUUGCAUCCUCCUACAAACAGACGCUGUUAUAGCAAUAAAAUAUCGCACCGUUCUAGGCGAAGAUCGAGUGGCAGAUUUAUUUGUGCCCGACGAUGCAAUGGUCACAGGAAAUUGCGACAAUGAAAAUACGGUAACGAUGUCCUUGAAGUGGAACGCUUUUAUGCUCCUAUGGAGCUUCGCCAAGACGCCCGGCGGCGAACGAUGGUACGUUGAGAAAAUCGAAUUGACCUACAAUUCGAGCGACCGACAUUUCGAGCUAGUAGAUCAGCCAAAUAAAACUGUUCGCGUGAGUACCGGCUCGAAGCACAGUGCCAUGCUUUUUCCAACACCCGUUGGAAAGUCUUAUGCCUGUGACAAUGAAACGGAAAUUCAUUUAACCGAUGGCAAACAUACCGCCACCGUUAUCCUCAGAAAUAUGAAGCUUCAACCGUUCAAGUUUAAGAACAACGAAUUUGCCGCUGAGUUUUCUUGCGCAGCGUUAAGUGCACGAGCAAACGGAGACGAGACUGCACCGGUCGCGGUUGGUUCCACUUUGGCCGCUGCCGUCCUAUUAACUAUCACCGGUUAUGCGGCCUAUCGAUAUUUCAAAGUGAAGAAGGUCAAGUACGAUACGAUGGAGUAAAGCACUUUGCUCUUGCGAUCAAGGACACUGUCACGACGACAUGCCAAAGAGAUUACGAAUAAGAGACAGCGAGAUAAAAGGGAGUAAGAAAA
Vespa crabro (European hornet) is the source of this 1333-nucleotide messenger RNA. RefSeq lists its product as uncharacterized. The coding region runs from base 324 to 1241 and encodes 305 amino acids. The record is from RefSeq and is a predicted model, not a curated record. Lineage: Eukaryota; Metazoa; Arthropoda; Insecta; Hymenoptera; Vespidae. The transcript is spliced from 7 exons. Gene Ontology annotation, cellular component: membrane.